AGUAAGGAUCUCUGUGCCAGUUAGUUCUAUUUUGAAAGAUUUUGGGCGCGCAUCGCGGAGCGUCCAAAAUUCAUAAUAAAAAUCGUGAUCCUAUCCAUCCUUCGCGUUGAUAAUUGACAGUGAGCGUAGAAGGACCUUGGUCUCAAGUGUGUCCAAGAGCAUUUGUGAGUCCGGAUGUGUGUAGUGGCAUUGUGUGAAUUGUGAAUGAGCGAGGGCAAUCGUGAGGGUCACCUGAUUUAUGAACACGUGCAUUUUUGCCUUGGGAAUCGGGUUUCUUCUGAUCUCUAUGGCUCGAUCUCAAUUGUUUAUUCGUGCCGAGUGAAAAUAGUUUGGCUUGGCGUUCAUUGUUCCCCUCAGAAGUGGUUUUGAGUUGAUGCAAGAUCUGGUGGCCAACGUGUGAAUCGUUUCAAAUAGCAUUGGACAAACAAUGACGGAAUCCGCCGUUGAUUUGCGGGCCCAAUUAGACCGUUGUCUCAAAUCGAUUGCCCUGUUGAGGGAGCAGAAUCAACGAUUGUCACAAGAUAAUCAGGAGCUCCGGGAUUUAUGUUGUUUCCUCGAUGACGAUCGACAGAAAGGCAAACGAUUGGCCAGAGAGUGGCAGAAAUUCGGCAGAUACACGGCCAAAGUCAUGAGACAAGAGGUCUCAAGUUACCAAGGCAAAUUGAAGCGUUUGGAGGAGCAUCAGAAGAGGUUGAUGAAUGACAAUGCAGAGUUAAAGGAUCUUUGUCUGUAUUUGGAUGAGGAGCGAACCAACACGCUUUUACCAUGUCCACAUUGUCAUAAGCUCAUUGACCAGCCUUUGCCACCAAAUAUUGUAUACCCUAAUGGAAGCUCGGCCAACAAUCCUGGAGUCAAAGCCAAAGGGGCCCCGUCAUCAUUGAGUGAUGGUGGGAGUGGUCCAAUGUCCACUGCCACAUCCUCAUCAUCGGAAGAAGGCUCUAGUCUCCACGAUACUUCGGCGUCCAAUUGCUCUUCGGACACCAUGGAGAAGAUCAAUGUCCGGGAGCAACAACUGACCGAGUCCUCUGAGAAAGCUUUGGAGGUGUUUACUGUCUUCGAACAAGCCAACACUGCGGACCUUCAAGAGUACUCUUCGGAGCAAGCUAUCAUCAAGGAGAUGUGCAAUGUGGUGUGGAGAGCAUUGGAGAGUGAUGUCUAGAAAUACCGAUGGGAAUAAAUAAUACUUGCCGUCUUUCAUAAACAAUCACUGGAUGCUAAAUCUUUUCAUUUCUCAAGAUUGGGUUUGGUUCAGGUGUCUAAGGAUCUGUCUAUUUGAUAGGGUACUUGUUCGAUACACUAAAAGCCAUGGAUUUAGCCCAACCGGAGCAAUUUUUGAGAUUUUUGGAAAAAAAUCCUGGAGGUCCUCAAGGUUCUAGAUUCGAGUGUUGUUGAAGACCACUCGAUUCAACUUUACUAGCAUUUGUCUAAGGAGAAGAGAUUGG
This is a messenger RNA of Tigriopus californicus, 1442 nucleotides long. It is a transcript of the gene Ccdc85, whose product is annotated as coiled-coil domain-containing protein 85C-A-like. The record is from RefSeq and is a predicted model, not a curated record. NCBI's taxonomy places the organism in Eukaryota, Metazoa, Arthropoda, Copepoda, Harpacticoida, Harpacticidae. The transcript is spliced from 3 exons. The coding region runs from base 428 to 1159 and encodes 243 amino acids.